Molecule: messenger RNA, 1241 nt
Organism: Anopheles nili
Lineage: Eukaryota; Metazoa; Arthropoda; Insecta; Diptera; Culicidae
Product: dynein regulatory complex protein 9-like
Exons: 5
Coding region: 1-1149 (382 amino acids)
Biological process (GO): cilium organization
Cellular component (GO): motile cilium; cytoplasm
Molecular function (GO): protein binding
Source: RefSeq, a predicted model, not a curated record
AUGAAUCAACCAAGGAAUUUCCGUUGCAAAAAUUUUCAAUCGAUGGAAUCAUCAGAGAGCGAAGAUGUUAGUGAAACCACAACUAGAGCAUCGACCGCCGAAUCUAGCAGUCAGAUAGGACCAAAACCGUUGUUCAAUGAAAUGGAAAGCGGGAUGAUAAACAUCAUAAUCGAGGAAGCGACGUACAAGCUGAUAGUCAUCAAUCGAGACGGUGACAAAACGAGUGCCCCCAUCGUUAGAAAACCACCCAUGCACGUGCGUUUCGAUCCUUCCUACAAAAAUCAACUGCUGAGUGAAAAUUUGGUUGUCGAUGUGGCUAUGGGGAAAAUGAUUUUAGUGAAACUCCAGAACGACGUAUCCAACUUACGAAAACUGCUCUCGGAUACGCACACGGAGAUGGCUGAAUUCGGUACGUUCGAAACGCUGCAAACGUUCAUGGAUAACGAUAUCCAAAGCGAACAAGAGGAAGUGAUUUUGAUACGAGACAGCAUUCUGAACGAAAAAAAGCUGAAAGUAUUGCAAACGCAACUCGAGGGCGUCAACAGAGAGUGCAAAAAUGUCCUGAAGCAGCUCGACGACGAGAUCUUCGAUUUGGAGACGAAGGCGAAAGAUGCUCGAAUCGAGAAUGAACUGAAAACCAAGCUCGUAGAGCAGUGGGAACGCACGCGGCACGAGCAAGCUCGUAUCAUCAUCCAGGGUAAGGAAAACGAGCUCGUGCAAGCUGCCACACAAACGAAGGCCAACAUUGAGCGGGAAUUGCGGUUGAAAAGCGAAAUUGAUGUGUACAUCAACUAUUGCAUCGAUCAGAUCAGUGAAAAGAUCGCCUUCUGGACUGAUAAGUAUCAGCGUGAAAUAAAAGCGCUGGACGCGCAGAUAGCCGAGCACAAGGACAGGAUCGUAAACUUGAAGGUGCAGUUUGAGGAAAUGACCAUCCUGUUUAAGCACCGUGAAAAGGAUCUGAAAAUCUGCGCGGAAUUCAUGAAGGAGCGAGAGCAGCAGCUUGCACUGGCGAACAAGCAGAUGCGUUCCGCGAUCAAGAUUCAAGCCUGGUGGAGGGGUACGAUGGUUCGCAAAGGGUUGGGACAGUUUAAGCGUAAGAAAAAACAGAAACCACCGAAAGCCCCCAAAAAAGGUAAAAAGGGGAAGUAAGGCUAAGGUGCGUUAUACGAUCGCCAUAGUACGGUUCCGAGUUCAGAUCGAGUUUGUGCACUAUUUACUUUAAGUAGUUGAUGCUGAACAUU